AAAUGUAAAUCUUGCAAAAAGUGGAGUACAGUAUCUGUAUUUGAAGGUUUAUCCAGUCAACCAAGUAAAACACACAUUGCAAAUUAACUAUUGUGAAAUAAUUAAAACAUUAAUUGUACGUUCAAAUAUGCAGUGGUUCAUAGCCAGCAUUCUGUUGCUUAUCUUGAGUCAAGGGCUCUGUUGUUUCUUUACAUUUCGUAAAAGUCCCUCUGAAUCCCCUGCCACAUUGUCCACGGAAGAGUCUUCUUACAGUGCCAAAUCUACAAGAAGUCGAUUCUAUAUAGAAGUCGAAGAAGGUCCCAAUCAUGUCACGACCAUCAACGCCAUCAAGAAAUUGCCCCCGAUUAAAAAUCAAAAACUUGAUUCUGGCAUUGUCCUCGACGAAUUUGUCCUCGAACCAGAACCACCAUCCAUUCAGUCGCAAAUUGACCCAAGUGAAGACGAGGUCGACUUGUCUACCACGACCCCUGAUCCCAGAGACGCCGAGAUUCAGAAAGAUUGGAAAGGAAGCUGCGAUGCGAAGCAUUGGGACGUUUGCUCUCAAAUGGACGAAAUUCAUGUCCGGAACGUUCACAAUAAAACGAAGGAAGGGAAAACGACGCUGGUUCAUCUUCAACUAAACUGUAUCAAUCUCAAUAUCACGUGUCUCUCGAACGGCUGGACGGUGAAUAGGUGCCAGCUAAUUUGCAUGUCGAAAUGCAACACAGAAAUGCUGCAAAAAUAUGACGAAUACGUGGACCAUGAUGGCCCUUGUAACUAUACAUGACAUGGUGCAAAUUGGAUUAUAAUGUAUACAAGUUACUUUGAGGAUAUCGAUAAAAACUUAUUGUGAUGUAAGAAUUGUGAGUUUACUGUAAUAUAUAUCAUGAUUCGAAUACUA
Molecule: messenger RNA, 880 nt
Organism: Folsomia candida
Lineage: Eukaryota; Metazoa; Arthropoda; Collembola; Entomobryomorpha; Isotomidae
Exons: 4
Coding region: 128-766 (212 amino acids)
Source: RefSeq, a predicted model, not a curated record